Messenger RNA from Caenorhabditis briggsae, 2775 nucleotides. The coding region runs from base 1 to 2775 and encodes 924 amino acids. Gene Ontology annotation, molecular function: nucleic acid binding. Gene Ontology annotation, biological process: DNA integration. The transcript is spliced from 4 exons. The record is from RefSeq and is a predicted model, not a curated record. NCBI's taxonomy places the organism in Eukaryota, Metazoa, Nematoda, Chromadorea, Rhabditida, Rhabditidae.
AUGCCGCCACCAGGAGACACAACAACUGGCGAUCAGGCUACGGAAUUGGCGGAUCUCACGAAACAAAUCGGUUUGCUAGUCAACACCUUCGCAAAACUCGCUCAAGCAUCGGCAAACGCUCCGUUGACAACUACACCCACCAGUGGACACAAUCUUCUAGUGGAAUCGAUAUCAAAACGGAUUCCAAUCUUCACCUAUGAUCCAGACGACGACCAAACCUUCGACACGUGGUACGCUCGAUAUGAGGAUGUCCUGACUAAGGAUGGUGAAUCUCUAGAAGAAGGUGAGAAAUCAAGGGUAAUUCUGUCCAAACUUAGCUCGAAAGAGUACUCUCACUUCACAAAUCGUAUCCUACCGAAACUCCCGAACGAGCUCAACUUUGCGGAGCUCAUCAGCAAACUUCGAGAGACAUUCAAAUCGACAUCAUCGAUUUUCCGGAAACGCCAAGAUUUCCUCCGCACGGAAUAUUUUGGAGGAGCAAUUGAAGAGUAUACUGGACAGGUCCUCAGAAAAUUCACAUCGUCCGAAUUCAAGAAGAUGACUGAUGAUCAAGUAUGCUGUAUGGAUCAAGUCGAUGGAUACGGGAGCCGACGUCACUUUGAUCAGUACAAAAGACUGGAAUCGACUGGGUCGCCCUCAACUACAAGCACCCACAAUCCAAGUCAAAUCAGCAAAUCAUCAACCGAUAAAGGUCAGAGGAUCUUUCCAAUGCAAUUUCGUCAUAAACGGAAACGUUGCUUCGGGACAAGCACAUGUCGCCGAAACGGGUACACUCCUCGGAACCGACUGGAUCUCCAAGGAUCCUACGCUCUGGAAAACCCUAAAUCAACAAAUCUGCGCAGUAAGUUCCGAUGUUGGAUCAGCAUGCGACUACCUGGACAAACCCGCGAACAACUGAAGUCAAAUUUGGAAAAGGAAUUCAACAAUGUCUUCCAACCAGGGCUCGGUAAAUGUACCAAAACUAAAGCUUCUAUUCUGCUGAAACCAGGGGCACAACCAGUGUUAUUCAAAUUCCGUCCACCACUGGAUGCAUUAACUAAGACGGAUGCUGAAUUCAAAUGGACUUCUGAAUGCCAAUCAUCGUUUGACAACAUUAAACAAAUGCUCCAAUCGGAUCUUCUUCUCACACACUACGAUCCGAAACUGCCAAUAAUAGUCGCUGCCGACGCUUGUCAAUAUGGGAUCGGAGCAGUGAUCUCUCAUCGUUUUCCAGAUGGGUCUGAAAAAGCCAUAUACCACAUCAGUAAGGCUCUCACUGCACCACAGCGCAACUACAGUCAAAUCGAAAAAGAAGCAUUUGGACUCAUCACGGCCGUCACGAAGUUCCACAAGUUUAUUCAUGGUCGACAUUUCACACUGAAAACGGACCACAAGCCGCUCCUUUCGAUCUUCGGAGAGAAAAAAGGUAUUCCUAUUUACAGUGCAAAUAGACUCCAACGUUGGGCCACAAUCUUGCUCAAUUACGACUUCACUAUCGAGUACGUCAAUACUCACGACUUUGGACAAGCUGAUGCCCUCUCAAGACUCAUUUCCGAACAAAUCCAACAGAAGGAAUGUGAAGAUCGAGUCAUUGCCCAAGUCGAAAUGGACGUGAUUACAAAUCUAGUCAACACGUGUGAACAAUUGCCGGUGACAGCUGAAAUGGUCAAAGACUAUUCCAAAAAGGAUACACUUUUGGCAGAAAAUGAAACAGUUGGCUCGAACUCUUGUUUACUGGCCGUCAAUCUUACAAAGACAUUGAGAACAUCCACAGAAGCUGUGAUCAGUGUGCGGCAGUGUCGAAGAAUCCCAUCAAGUAACACUUUAUGCUCUUGGACUAUUUCCACAAAGCCAUGGCAACGUGUACACGUGGAUUACGCCGGACCUGUCGAAGGAACCUAUUAUCUAGUAGUUGUUGAUUCCUUCUCAAAAUGGCCAGAAAUUGUUCCAACCACAUCCACAUCAGCGGCAACCAUCAACAUUUUGCGAAAGAUGUUUGCACAGUUCGGAGAUCCGGAGACACUGGUGACCGAUAAUGGAACACAAUUCACAUCUGCUCAAUUCCACGACUUCUGCAAAGACCGAGGAAUCCAACACACUCGGUCCGCGCCAUUCCAUCCACAAUCAAAUGGACAGGCAGAACGUUUUGUGGAUACCCUUAAAAGGGCAUUAGGCAAGUUAAAGGGGGAGGGAAAUCCAGAUGCUUCCUUGUAUCUUUCCCUUCAGAGCUAUCGCUCUUCGCCUUGUACCGCCAGUCCAAAUGGCUCAUCACCCGCUGAGAACUUCAUUGGCCGGAAGAUCCGUACAUUCCUGGAUCAACUUCUCCCAACCGACCAACUUCCCAACUCGCACGACACAGAGAUGGAGAAGCAGUUCAACAACCAGCAUGGUGCACGUUGCCGCAACUUCAACGUGGGAGAUAAGGUUUAUGUUAAAGACUACCGUAGCAUAAAUACUACCACUUGGAUUCCAGGAACUAUUCAACGUCGGAUUGGGCGUACUAUGUACCGCGUCACUGUGGAAAACAACAACUUCUGGAUUAGACACACCAAUCAACUGCGCCGUCGUGACACUCCAACUUCGUUCGAUGUUCCACUCGACACUAUGGACACAAUGGACGCUAUCGAUUGGACACCGUUGUCAACAACCUGGCCCGACCGUUCACCACCGACUCCAGCGCCAAUACUUCCUGGAAGUCCCACAGCACCAUCUCCAAAACCCAUCCGGAAAUCUACAUGUACCGUCAAACCAACACCAAAGUUCGUCAUGAAGCCGAAUAAGAAAUCGUAUCAUUAA